This is a messenger RNA of Bombyx mori (domestic silkworm), 588 nucleotides long. RefSeq lists its product as uncharacterized. The record is from RefSeq and is a predicted model, not a curated record. Lineage: Eukaryota; Metazoa; Arthropoda; Insecta; Lepidoptera; Bombycidae. The transcript is spliced from 3 exons. The coding region runs from base 1 to 588 and encodes 195 amino acids.
AUGGUUUUCGGUGGCGCGUUGGCCAGACUCUUCCGCGGGGCCUUGGGGCAUCCGCGGAUUACGGGCGGGGGCGCGGCGAUUUUACGGACGGGCGCGGGUUUAGGCGACGGAGUUGCGCGGCGGGGGGAGUCUGGUGAGACCACGACCUUGGGUCGCGACUCGGUCGCGGCCUUGGGCUGCUUCGGCGCCGUGGACGGUUCCACGGCGCGGGCGCGUUUUUUGCCGCGCGCGACGACGGUAGUGAACCCAUCCGAGGGUCCGGGUUCCGGGCCUGCGGCCGACUCAAACUCCAUCUCCGACUCGGUGUCGGAGCCGGAGCCUGAUGCCGCGCAAGACGCGAUCGACGCGGGCGCGGGGGUGGGGGGGGACAGCGGCGAGUCAGGGAUUGCACAACAACAAGCUCGAACUGUUUUUGAGAUUCAAGGUCGCGACGCCAGCGACAGCGCGUCGAGAAUGCACAACAAUGUCGCGAUCAAUGCGACAACGACAAUGUCGGGCAACUCACAACUCACGUUCGCGACGGCAGCGACAAUUUUUCACAAAAACGCAUCCGGACCAAAUGGUGUUGCAAUCGGAACUGUUUUUUGA